AUGGCAGAGGCUGCAGAACUCGGUAUCGGCGUCGUCUGCCUUGCCGGCUUGUUUAGCACUGCUGUCCAAUGGUUUGAGCACGUUCAGACCGGGAAGGAUUUUGGGAUCGAUUUCCAGUCGGCCCAACUGGAGCUUGAAAUUUGCCGACUGAGAGUUCUCCGAUGGGGCGACGCCGUGGGGCUCACGGAGACCUUCACUGAGGCGCGUGCUCUACCAGCCGGUGUUUGGGAAUCGGCUGAGGAUGUCCGCUUCGCUGAAAGGACGCUGGGGCAGAUCAACAAUCUUUUCGAAAAGAUCGACGAUGCAUCGAAGAAGUACAUCACUACGCUCACUGCCACCGCCGUCUACGAUCCCGAUCGUGAUCUGGACCAAAAGUACAUGAAUCUUCGCCAGUUCAUGCAGAACGCGGCAGUGAACCGACAAAAGACCAUGUCCUUCAGGAAGAAGUUCCAGUGGGCAGUUCACGGAAAGUCGAAUCUGGACAAACUCCUUGCGGAUGUCAAGAGUUUGACUGAUGCCCUGACGACAACAUUCAAGGCGACCAAGCCCCAGCAGCAACAAUUCGCUAAGAUGGAGCUUGAGGAGGUUAAAGACGAUAAUCUACCACAGCUCGAAGCGGCCUCGAGAGACCAUGACCCAAUUUUGAACGAGGCGGUCGGAAACGCAAUCGAAACGCUUGCGAGCUAUCAGAACCGGAAGUUUGAAGUCUUGGACGGCGCAAAGGCUUUGGUUGGCCAUUCUGUGGCCAACGGCUAUGAGGGCCCCAGCUUGGCGGUCGACUAUACCUUUGAGGACUGGAAGGCUUCGGGGCAAGGUACUACAGUCCAGUGUGGAACAAGGCACGGUGGGAAGGACAUUUUCGAAUGA
This is a messenger RNA of Lasiodiplodia theobromae, 867 nucleotides long. RefSeq lists its product as uncharacterized. The record is from RefSeq and is a predicted model, not a curated record. The coding region runs from base 1 to 867 and encodes 288 amino acids. The transcript has a single exon. Lineage: Eukaryota; Fungi; Ascomycota; Dothideomycetes; Botryosphaeriales; Botryosphaeriaceae.